This is a messenger RNA of Heterostelium album PN500, 648 nucleotides long. RefSeq names its product biogenesis of lysosome-related organelles complex 1 subunit 2 (gene bloc1s2). The transcript has 3 exons. The coding region runs from base 1 to 648 and encodes 215 amino acids. Gene Ontology annotation, biological process: lysosome localization; endosomal transport. Gene Ontology annotation, molecular function: gamma-tubulin binding. Gene Ontology annotation, cellular component: BLOC-1 complex; gamma-tubulin complex; BORC complex. Lineage: Eukaryota; Evosea; Eumycetozoa; Acytosteliales; Acytosteliaceae. The record is from RefSeq and is a predicted model, not a curated record.
AUGGAAAGUAGAAUACCAGCAGCUGCUGCACAACAGCAACCAACAGAAAAGAGUCAGGGUGGAAGUGGAAAUCUUGAUAGUUUCCAACAGAAAGCAAUGAAUGACAUUGCCAGACCUGCACCACAACAACAACAAGAUCUACAAUCAUCUACAUCCGAAAUGUUUACAAAAGUAUCAAAAUAUUUAGGUUCUGAACUAUCUGCAACUGUUGCCGAUUAUAAUCUAUUGGUUCAAAUGAAUAGUGUUACUGCCUCUAAAUAUAAAGAUAUGACCGAUAUGACAAAAGGAUUGACUUUAUAUAUGAAUGAUUUAAAGUUGAAAUAUGAAGAAUUUCUACCUUAUUUAGAAAAGAUCGAUGAUUUGGAUAAGAAUGUAGGUGAUCUUGAAAAGACAGUUCAAUUGAUCGACGAAUACACAAAGAGAUUGGAAUCAAAGAUAAAGAACAUCGAUAAGAGUGCUCUCUCACCAAUUAAAAUACAACCACCUACUCCAGUAACACCACCUACUUUUAAUAAUAACCCAAUACCACCACCAGCAUCAACAACAACAGCAACAACUACUUCAAAUACAGCAUCUACAACAACUACAACCGAUACCAAUGCAACAGCAACAACUUCGACAACAACAACAAAUACUCAAUCAUCAUAA